Molecule: messenger RNA, 1109 nt
Organism: Salvia miltiorrhiza (redroot sage)
Lineage: Eukaryota; Viridiplantae; Streptophyta; Magnoliopsida; Lamiales; Lamiaceae
Product: probable xyloglucan endotransglucosylase/hydrolase protein 33
Exons: 4
Coding region: 37-975 (312 amino acids)
Biological process (GO): cell wall biogenesis; xyloglucan metabolic process
Cellular component (GO): cell wall; apoplast
Molecular function (GO): xyloglucan:xyloglucosyl transferase activity; hydrolase activity, hydrolyzing O-glycosyl compounds
Source: RefSeq, a predicted model, not a curated record
UUCAUUCAUUCCAUUCUGCUUCAUUUUUUCACAAUCAUGGCAACUUUCCAUGAUAAGCUCUCCCUCUCAACUCUCAUCCUUUUCUGCGUAAUUGUUGACGUGUGCUCGCGUGGGCCCGUCUACAAACCGCCAAGUGUCGAGCGCCUAACGGAUCGAUUCAGCCAAUCGACGGUCAAUAAAAGCUACGAUUUUGCCUUCGGAGCCUCCAAUAUUCAUGUCACGAAUAAUGGGACCAGCGCUGCUUUAAGUUUGGACAAAUCCUCAGGAUCAGGAUUGGUGUCGAGAAACAAAUACUACUACGGAUUUUUCAAUGCUGCAAUGAAAUUGCCUGCCGGUUUUACAUCUGGAGUUGUGGUGGCAUUUUAUCUAUCAAAUGCAGAUGUUUUCCCACACAACCACGACGAGAUCGACAUCGAGCUGCUCGGACAUGAAAAACGAAGGGAUUGGGUUUUGCAAACGAACAUAUACGGCAAUGGAAGCGUUCGCAGCGGAAGAGAAGAGAAAUUCUAUCUUUGGUUCGAUCCAACACAAGACUUCCACGACUACUCCAUUCUAUGGAACAAUCACCACAUACUGUUUUUAGUGGACAACGUGCCAGUGAGGCAAGUGGCCCACACCGCCGCAAUCGGGUCGGCCUACCCGUCCAAGGCGAUGUCGGUCUACGCGACUAUCUGGGACGGCUCGGAGUGGGCCACGCACGGCGGGAAGUACGCGGUCGACUACAAAUACGCACCUUUCAUCGCGACGAUGCGGGGGAUCGAGAUGGAGGGUUGCGUUGCUAAUUCGAAAAACGCGAUGUCGUGCUCGAGAAGCGGCGUCUCGAGCGUGGACCCGGUCGUCGGGGAGCCGUUUUCGAGGCUAUCGAGGCAGCAAUCGGGCGCGAUGGAGUGGGCGAGGAGGAAGCAUAUGUUCUACUCCUAUUGCCAAGAUAGGAAUAGGUAUAAGGUCUUGCCUUCGAAAUGCAAUGACAAUUGAUUUUGGUCGCACCAAUGACCUCGUGACUGAAUGGUUAUGAACACGAGUUUCAAUAAUCAUAUUUUGUGGUUACGUGUAUAUUUUUAUUGAAUUCUUUUUUGUAAAGGGAGAGCUCAUUGAAUUUUCUUGAACUA